Ricinus communis (castor bean) is the source of this 558-nucleotide messenger RNA. RefSeq lists its product as uncharacterized. Lineage: Eukaryota; Viridiplantae; Streptophyta; Magnoliopsida; Malpighiales; Euphorbiaceae. The record is from RefSeq and is a predicted model, not a curated record. The transcript has a single exon. Bases 1 to 558 code for a protein of 185 amino acids.
AUGCCAAAGUAUGCCAAAUGCCUCAAGGACAUCAUAUAUAACAAGAGAAAUUGGGAUGAUUAUGGGACUAUACUAAUGAAUGAGGUAUGUAGCACAAUCAUCAGAAAUAAGCUUCCUCUAAAGUUUAAGGAUCCAGGGAGUAUCACUAUACCUUGUGUAGUUGGUAAAUUAUCUAUUGAUAGAGCACUUUGUGAUUUAGGAGCUAGUGUAACUUUAAUGCCUUUGUCUUUGUACAAGAAAUUGAAUAUUGGAGAACCUAAACCCACCAAUAUUUCCCUACAACUAGCCGAUAGAUCCAUAGUCUAUCCCGAAGGAAUUUUGGAGGAUGUUUCUAUAAAAGUUAGGGAGUUCUAUGUGCCUUGUGACUUUGUGAUUCUAAAGAUGGAAGAUCUUCAAAUCCCUAUAAUUUUAGAACGACUUCUCCUUACUACAACUAGAGCAAUGAUUGAUGUAAAAAGGGGUAAGAUCAAACUUGAAGUUGGGGAAGAAACAGUGGAGUUUGAUGUCUUCAAAGAUGGCACAAGACCCUUUAAUAAUAAAAUCAUGUUUUAUAGUUGA